UUUAUUAUCUACAUGCAAGGAAACGUCAUUAAUAUCAAAUGUCAUUAAAAUUUGAAAACAUCAAAGAGUAAGUAUAACAUUUGCGUCUGCAUUCGUUUUGUUUGGACUUUUCCAUUUUGAUCAAAAAAAUAAAGACACUCUUUGACUAAACAUAUAAAUAAAAAUAAUGGGCACAGUGGAAUUACUAGGCGAUGACUGGGACCUACCUUGUUCAGACGAUGAGGUAUCUAAAACCGGUAUGUUUAUUGGCAAAAACUGGAUUCCGGAACCAGCUGAACUAGAGGAGCUAUACAAAGCUCUGGAUAAAACUGGAACAUUGCCGUUAGAGUGGAAAUGUCCCGGUCGGAGACCACCUUCACCGGCACCUGUUAGUAAAGAAAACCAACCAGAAAUUCCAGCGUCGCCGAUAAGAGAAGAGAAAUCAGAUUUCGAUUUUAUGGAUGAAGUGAGUUCGUUGCGAUUACGCGUGCGUAGUAAAGGAGAGGACACUUUGAGAGGUUCAGCAAAGAAGAAGACGACAUCAUUUGAUGGCAUUCUGUCUAAUAUGAUAAGGCAUAAGAGGAUUGAACAGAUGGAGAAGCAAGCCAACACUUCCCCAUCAACACCAUCAUCCAGUGGCAGUUGAUUAGAGGAUGCCAGUGAUACUAGUGACUAAAGUUGAGCCCAGUGACUGAAAGUGGAAGUGACCUUUAAUGGAUAUAAAUACAAUACAGCAUCUUGCAGUGUUGUAUUUUCAUUAUUGCUGAACACAAACUAAUUUUAGUGCAUUUCUAACACAUAAUAAAUUAGAAUUUAUUAUAUUUGUCAACUACAACAACCAUGUUUAAUGUGUUGUUUGUAUAAACAUAUGUAAAUCUACACAAAACUCACAUGUGUUUGCUGUUGUCUCAUACAGCAGCAGUCAAGAGGUUGAGGGAUUAUAAUUAUUAUGAUGUAUUAUCAAAUUAAACUGUCAAACACCAAGCGGUCACCGGUGACCGCAACCUAUUGUUC
Messenger RNA from Spodoptera litura, 993 nucleotides. It is a transcript of the gene Pa1, whose product is annotated as PTIP binding protein Pa1. NCBI's taxonomy places the organism in Eukaryota, Metazoa, Arthropoda, Insecta, Lepidoptera, Noctuidae. Gene Ontology annotation, cellular component: MLL3/4 complex. Gene Ontology annotation, molecular function: nuclear estrogen receptor binding. Gene Ontology annotation, biological process: positive regulation of cell cycle G1/S phase transition; positive regulation of intracellular estrogen receptor signaling pathway. The record is from RefSeq and is a predicted model, not a curated record.